CUUGUUCACCUUCCCAACCGCUACAAGGUCUAGUCAACCUCUUUCCAAUGGCUCGCCAUGUCGUCGGCAGAGUCAAAUUCAUCCGAACAGCCUCUCAACCCUGUAACUGAGCCUGACCAAGUUGUCGAGCCACAGCAGUCGCAUGGCCAUCCAGCGUCCUUCGCUUCGGAUCCUCACAAUGUCUUUCUCUUACUACUCGGCCUCAGGCUCCUUAACGCCUUGAGCAUCCGUACAUUCUUUCAGCCAGAUGAAUAUUUUCAAGCUUUAGAGCCAGCAUGGCAUUGGGCAUUUGGAAAUGGAGCAGGCGCAUGGAUAACAUGGGAGUGGAAGAACUAUUUACGAUCUGCGAUACAUCCAACAAUCUUCGGUGUCUGCUAUUGGGCCACGGCUGCAACCUCUGAUGCGCUGCGUUUAGGUAGUCAUGCCAGGUCAGAACUGCUGCUUGCCGCACCCAAGACCCUGCAGUCUAUAUUCGCGGCCGUAGCGGACUUCUAUACCUGGAAAUUGGCAUCAUACGUCUACGGGAGGAGUUCAGCAUCGUCUCUCAUGGCUCUCGUCCUGACCAUUGUCAGUCCGUGGCAAUGGUUCUGUUCGGCGCGGACCUUCUCCAACUCGCUCGAAACGACAUUGACAGCCAUCGCCCUGUACAACUGGCCGUGGCACUGGACAUUGCCUGUUGAUAGUGGGAGCCAAAGACCAAGCAGGUUCGAUGCUCAAGGUCUACGGGUCCGCGACCCUGACGUCCAGGGACAAGACUCGACAGACGAGCUUACACGACUGAGACGAGCCCUUCUCUGCGCUGCGGUAGCCACAAUCCUAAGACCAACUAAUAUCCUUAUCUGGUGCACUCUUGGACUGCUGACGUUCCUGAAAGACUGGAAAUCAGUAAGACCAAGCUUGACCGAAUUUGGCACGUUCCUCCGAGAGACCGUCCUUUGCGGCAGUACAGUGCUGCUCAUCUCGACAUUACUUGACCGGAUCUUCUACGACGAAUGGGUCUUUCCACCUUUCAAUUUCCUCUAUGUCAACGUCGUCCAAUCUCUCGCGACCUUCUACGGGAACAAUGAUUGGCAUUACUACAUUUCCCAGGGAUAUCCCCUUCUACUUACGACAGCUCUACCAUUCACGCUUAUCAGCAUGUACCGCAUCCUUACCCCAGGGGAUCCAAUCAGGGAGGCAACCCCAGAAGGUCGCAACGCACUACGGUCAUUGUGCAUCAUCUGUCUGCUCUUCCCAGCGGUGUUUUCGAAUAUUGCUCAUAAGGAGGUUCGAUUCAUUUACCCGCUGUUACCGGCGCUGCAUGUAGUGACAGGUCUUCAACUAUCCUCGUUCUUCGGACCCUUGAUUUCCCCCUCACGAGCGUCUGCUCGAUCUUACAAAAGGCUCUUACUGAUCCUCCUGUUUGCCUUGAAUGCAAGCAUAGCAUAUUAUACAAGCCAGGUCCACAACUCCGGCCUAAUCAAGCUUACCACCUACCUCCGGCACGAAUUUGAGGAUGCUUAUCUGCCCGCUCCUCGGCCAUCGAAUAUGACAGUAGGCAUGCUGAUGCCCUGCCACUCCACCCCCUGGCGCUCUCACUUGCAAUACCCGCCGACAUCCGCUCAUCCAGGAAUUCGAGCAUGGGCAUUGACUUGCGAACCACCUCUUAAUCUCAACGCAAGCGAGAAAGCUAGGUACAUGGACGAGGCGGACCAAUUCUACGACAAUCCAAGUCUGUGGUUGAAACGGAACAUGUCGAGACGUGCGCCACGGUUGUCUUCCUCCUGGGCGCCGGGGAUUUUCGGCCCGGAUUAUUCUGUCAGGAGGAAUUUGGGCGUAAACGCGGACAUACUCGAAGCAGCGCGUGACGAGGAGUUCUGGGAGGCGAGGACAGGCAGGAAGCCAUGGCCCGGGUAUCUGGUUUUCUUCGCGGAACUCGAACAAACACUGGCCGUGGCGCUGCGGGGGAGCGGGUACGUCGAGUGUACGAGAUUGUGGAACAGUGCGUGGCAUGAUGAUUCGAGACGGACGGGCGAUGUUGUGGUGUGGUGUUUGGAUCCUAGUCGAGUCGAUGUCGGUCGGAAGACGGGCGUAGGCAACGUGCACGCCGGAGUCAGCAAAGGGGAAGUUGAUGACGCGGUGAGGGAUCCGCAUGCUGGCGAGGGAGUGAGCGUGGGUGGACAGAAGGUCCUUGGAGCGACGAAGGGCAAGGGUCCGAAGCAGAAGGAGCGAGGCUCCGACCCCGGCCCAGGUCCCAUGAAAAGGGUCGUGGAGAAGACGUUCUGGAAAGUCAGAGAGGUCGAAGACGAGCUUUAACUCAGGUACCUCAAAUUACCUAGCAUUUCCGGAUGUCAGGUCUGCGCUGCUGGUGAGCCUCACCCCGUAGGCCCUUGUAUGGCGACGACUCAACAGGAUUGCCUUCCUUUUCGGGGUUAUAAAAUAAGGGUUGGUGGUAGAUACGUAUAAAAGUAUGAAGAAUCAAGAAUCAAGUUUUCAGACCUAGA
Messenger RNA from Exophiala xenobiotica, 2483 nucleotides. RefSeq lists its product as uncharacterized. The record is from RefSeq and is a predicted model, not a curated record. Gene Ontology annotation, biological process: GPI anchor biosynthetic process. Gene Ontology annotation, molecular function: alpha-1,2-mannosyltransferase activity. Gene Ontology annotation, cellular component: endoplasmic reticulum membrane. Lineage: Eukaryota; Fungi; Ascomycota; Eurotiomycetes; Chaetothyriales; Herpotrichiellaceae. The transcript is spliced from 2 exons. The coding region runs from base 58 to 2295 and encodes 745 amino acids.